Messenger RNA from Caenorhabditis auriculariae, 2272 nucleotides. NCBI's taxonomy places the organism in Eukaryota, Metazoa, Nematoda, Chromadorea, Rhabditida, Rhabditidae. The record is from the annotation of a GenBank genome assembly.
AUGACCAAUCGACGUGUCGCGUUGGAGCGCAGAAAAAAUUCCGGAUCGAGCCGCGUGUGACCGCGGCAAUCGACGACGUAAUGGAGUGGCGGCAAGGUUCCACCCAUGGAAAUUUUUGUAUAAAAGGACUCGAAACGGACGUGUACGGCACGCGGCUUUUCGGGAAUUUUCCGUCUGUCUAGCUUAUUUCUGGUUUUUUGUAGGGAAAAGGUUGAUUACGGAUUUCUAUCGACUCUUUCCUUUUUUGCAAAUUACUGCGAAGUAUCUUUUUCGAAUUCUUUCCGUUUUGAAGUCAAAAAAUUCCUGGAUUUUGAGGGGUAAUCUUUUGCUUCUCUCUGAUGAUUUUUUGUCUCUUAAGGAAUGUCUUUAUUUAGGCUUAAGACGAAGUUUUCUGCUUAUGUGCACAUUUUCUAGCUUUGAAUCCAUUUUCUGAGAAUUUCGAAAAACUUGAUCUUCGUCUUGAAAGUUCAUUAGGAAUUUUUUCAGCUCCAUAUGAAACCGUAACAUUUUUUUUCAAGGUUAUGAAUCAUCUAAUGAUCUUGUUCAGGUCAUGCUCACUUUGAUCGUUGUCGGACUCGUCGCGGGCACUUCUGCCCAGUUCUUGCCCCCGUUGCCGCCAAUGCCUUCCUGCUAUGGCGGUCCUCCUUGUCCCCCACUUCCUCCCAGGGUUUGAAGCCUAUUUUUGAAGAUAUCAAACGAAAAUCCUUUGAAGCUUCUGGACACGAGGUGGAGUUGGUUAGAAACUUCUUGACCCGUUCUUUUUCUUAGAUACUAGAUGAAAAGCUCAGAAAUUGAAAUUGAUUGUGAGAAGCUUCGGGAACAAAGCUUGUGAAAAGAAAUCACACAGAAAUGGAUAAUUAGUUCUCAAAAUUGGCGAGUUAUGACACUUCAAAGUUCGAAUAUCUCACAGAUUAUGAGAAAAAGUUUCGAAGCUUUUAUGAUGUCAUAACUUAAGAAUUUUUAUUUUAUUUUCUGAAAUUCAGAUGCUCUAAUCAUCACUUGAAUCGAGUUUCCUCGGAAACUCCCAACUAAAAGAAAAAAAUAAACUCCAUAAAAGGAAGAUUUUAUCGGAAUGUUCAGCUUCUGCUGGCUCCGAACAACUGUGCGUGUCCACCGCCGCCAUGCGUCGGAUGUGCCCCUCCUCCCUGCGACUGUCCCCCUCUCCGCGCUCCUCUUCCGCUUCCGCUGCCGCCUCUUCCGCCUCCAUGCGCUUGUCCUCCGCCACCUUGCGUCGGCUGCGCACCCCCUCCUUGCAACUGUCCUCCACUCCCGCCACCGGUAAGAUUCUUGCGUGAAAUGAGCCAUUUGAUAAUUUAUGAUGACAGUAUUCCCGAAAAAAAUUCAGAAUUUUUUUUUUGCUGAAAUUGGGUAUCUCAGAUUGCUUGAAAAGUUGAUGAAAAAUAGCCAUUUGUUGGAUUUUUAAAUGAACCGAGCAAUAGACCAUCCGUUUCUGAGUCAUUUGCAAUUAAAAAAAGGAAGAGGCCGAUUUUCAGUGCGUCUGUCCACCACCGCCAUGCGUCGGAUGCGCACCACCCCCAUGUAAUUGCGCGCCUCCCCCAUGUGCUUGUCCACCCCCGCCUUGUGUCGGCUGCGCUCCGCCUCCAUGCAACUGUCCUCCACUCCUACCACCGGUGAGACCUUCUUAAAAACAUGAAGAAGAUACAUUUCUAUUUUCCAGAUCGAAUAUGGCCUUCCUCCAUGUGUUGGACCUCUCUGCGGCGGUCCCCUUCCUUCUCCGUCAAGGGUAAAAUUUUUGAGAAAAAAAAGCCUAUGAAAACCAGCUCAAGUUUCAACUUCUCAAUGCUUUUCCAAUCAUAUGACGAAAAAAAUACCACAAAGUUCUGAGUUUCUUUUUCGAAAUUUGAUAUUUUAUCCUUUUGUCAUUAGAGCACACUUUCAUCCCUUCUUUUUUGAAUUAAUUUUUCGGAUUAUAGAGGCUCAAAAUUUUCAAGGUUUAUAUUUUUUGAAGAUGAUAUGCGCUAUGCGCAGAAGUCUUGUGCUGUCAGGAAUCAAACUGAAGACGAUUUUUCGUCUUGAGACCAUUAGAAAAUUCGCCUAUGCUCCUUUAAACAAUCCAGUCAGUCUUUAAGCUGAUUUAAGCAAAUUAAAACCAUUUUUUUGACCGAUAGUCAAAUUUUCAGGCCUACUUCAGCGCCUCGUGCUGUAACAGAAUCGGUGAGUUUUCUAUUUUAUCUGAAGAUUCAUAAAAUACAUGUUUUCAGACUAUUCCUGCUGCCCUUACAACCGCCGUAUCCUGAAGCGCAAUGUCUAA